AUGCCACACGGGAGAAGCACAUGUCUAGGCGCAUCGCAGAGGAAGGCUGAUUCGUUAUGUACGUCCGUUUCUCAGGGAACCAGUUAUGGUGCUCCGAAUAACGGUGGUUACACGGCCGGUUACCGUGGCCCGUACGGCACGUCGGCUGUCCCGGGCACAGCCGGUUACAUCUCCCCGUACGGUUACAACUCCGGUUCAUCUGCCUCCAACGCGUCUUACGGACCCCCGUACCGUGGACCACCCCCAGGGGCGGCGCCCGCCUAUAUUUCCGCCGCUCCCGCAGCUGCACCGCCUUCCGCUUUUGUUUCCGCCACUGGCGCAACCCGGGGGGUGGGAGGCGGAGCAGCCGUCCCCGCGAGCGCAGCAGGCGGAUUUGUGGGCGCAGGAAGAAGCGGAACCAACCCCGCAUGGGCGGGCACGUCCGCCGCCUCUGCCGCCGCCGCCGCUAUUCUGGCGGAAGCGGAUAGAGACGAGGACCCGGGGGGGAGACGGAGCUACAGCCACAGCUACAACCAAGGCUACGGCCACGCUAGCGCGCAGAGCGCCAGUCAGGCGCACGCGCCGGGGGGAAACAGUCACGCGGCUUCCCGCGUGUCGUCUGCGCGCUCCUCUAUAAGCAGCUCCAGUAACCGCAGCUCGCCGCGGUCCGACGCGACGGAUAGAAGCGCGCGCAGGGCGCGGCGGAAAGCGUUUACCGCCAGCGGAGCCGGCGCGGGGAACUCCGCCGUUUCCGCGUCCCUGUCCGCGGGCGCGGCGGACAGCGGGGGGAGCUCGGAGGGGAAGCGGCGGGAGCGGUCCGCCCGCGCGCGGUUACCGCGGAAUGGGUCUGUGGGGAGCCUGGUUGGGGAGUCGUCUGGGGGGAAUGGGUCCGGGGCGGUGGCGGGGGGGAGGGGGUCCGCGGAAGAGGACGGGGGAGCGCAGUCGCGGGAGCGGGGGCAGCUGGCGCAUGGGCAGGCGCGCCCAGUACAGCCGCACUCGCUACAGUCACACCCGCUACAACCGCACUUGCUACAGCAGGAGCAUCAGCAUCUGCAUCACCAGCAGGCGCAGGCACAACAGCAGUACCAUCACUACCAACAGCAGCAGCAGCAGCAGCAGCAGCAGAAUUAUGGGAGCGGGGAUACCAGGCACGGCGGAAGCGGGGAGGCGCUGGGCGGGGGGAGAGGGGAGGCGGACGGCGGAGCGGGCGGAGGGGGCGGGGCGGGAGUGGUGGACUGGCGCGGGUGGAAGGUGACGCGGAGGUUGGAGUUUGAGGGGGCGGACUGCGCGCUGAUAAAGGCGUUCCUGGGGGACAGGGACGCGUGGGCGUGUCUCGAGGAGAGUGCAGCGAAUCGAAUCUACAUCUUUGAAUAUCUCAACACUGUCCGGACCUCCCACCCGGCUCUACUGCAGACCUACCAGACGGUCCUGCUGUCCCACGGGCUGACCACGGAAAGCCUCAAGGCGCAGAGGCGGGAGGUGCUGCAGCUGUUCGCAGUGCUGCUCACGGCACAGGACGGGCUGUGGAAGCUCAAGAAGGGGCAGCUUUUAGACCUUAUCUGCCACUCAGACGCCUGGAAGAAGGCACAACAAGCACAAGCAGCACAGCAGGCACAACAGGCUCAACAAACACACCAGGUUCAAAUACGGGCAGUUGCGGGUGGGGAUGAGCGGAGUGCGGUGGGAGAAAGGGUGGUUGAGGCGACGGGCGGUGCUGCUAGGGAUGUGAUGGCUGGUGGGAUAGCGGCCAGGGUGCCCAUGUUUCGCCCGGCUCCCCCGUCUAGCAGCCCGCCAGCCCUCUCCCCUAGGCCCUGGCGCGGUAAAGCUGCUGCAACGCACUCGCCCUCUGCUGCAGCUGCUGCUGCUGCUGCUGCUGCAACGCCUGCGAGCACUGCUGCAGUGGAAGCGAAUCCAGCAGCUGCAGAAGCAGCGGUUACAGCAGCGACAGUCUCUGCUGCUUCUUCUGCUUCUGCUGCUUCUUCUGCUUCUUCUGCGUCUGCUGGUGCUUCUGCCAGUGAGCACGAGGGAGGAGAGGGCAUUUUCUCCUCCUCCUCCUCGUCCAUUCUCCCUUCCACUUUCUCCCUGUUCUUCAAACCUAAGAUCCCUGCAGCUCCCACUUCCAGGCCUCCCUCCUCGUCCACACACACCCAAACCUCCACUCCAGCACAGGGGUCUGGGUACGGAGGGUAUGGAGGGCAGGGAGGGCAGGGAGGGCAGCAGGGAGGGCAGCAGCAGGGGGGCCAGGGAGGGUACGGAGAGAGUGCAUAUGGGGGGGGAAUGCAGAGUCUGGCUCAGAGAUUCGGUGCUGCUUUUGCUCGCUCGUUCUCUGCAGGAAAGGAGCUGGCCUCGGGUGCUGGUGGUGGUGGUGGUGGCGGUGCUGCUGGCGGUGAUGAUGCUUCUGUUGUACCUGUGAGGAUGGAGGAAGAGGAUGAGGAUGAGGAGGAGGAGGAUUUGUAUGGAGAGGGGUAUGGGGAGGAGGAAGAGGAGGAGGAUUUGUACGGGGAGGAGAGUGGGGGUGUGGUGGGAGGGGGAGUGAGGGAGGAGGAAGAGGAGGGGAGUGUGGAGGGGAGGGAGGCGAAUGGGGUGAGUGAAGGGGAGGAGGGGGAGAGUGGGGAGGAGAGUGAGGGAGAUGGAGAGAGCAGGGGUGGUGGGGGGAAAGAGGAGGAGGACGAGGGGGGAGGAAUGGGGGUGCUUAGACUGCCGAGUAUACGGGUGGGGGAUAUGCGGAGAGUAAUGCAGGAGAAAAGGGAACAGCAGGAGUGGGAGGUGCAGCAACAACAGGAGCGGCAACAGCAGCAGCAACAGCAGCAGCAACAGCAGCAGCAGCAGCAGCAGCAGGAAGGGGAAGGGGAAGGAGAAGGAAUCUUGAGGUUGCCAAGUAUACGUGUGGGGGAUAUGAGACGAGUCAUGCUGGAGAAACGGAAACAGCAGGAGAGGGAGUUACAGCUGCAAAGAGAGAGAGAGGCAUUGUUGCAGGAGCAGCAGAGGCGGCAGCAUGAGGAAGAGGCAUGGCGGAGGGAGCAGCUGAAGAAGCAGCAGGAGGAGGAGGAGUGGUGGCAGCAGCGGCAGCAGCAGCAGCAGCAGCAGCAGCAGAAGGAGGAGGAGCAGCAGAAGCAGCAGCAGCGGCAGCAGGAAGGCAGGGGAAACCACCGAAUUCAGGGCGAUUCAGUGAAAUCCGACGUGUAUAGAUCGAAUAGCAAUGGUAGUAGUGCUGUGGACGCCCCUUCGGUGAUCCGACACAGUUCUGGAGAGUCUUCUAACGGGGAUGCGGGCAGUUCCGCUUUCACCGCCUCGCUGGCAAGCGGCGCUGCUGCCACGUCUGUAGCGGCAGCCAAGGCUGCUCAAGCACUAGCAGCCUACAAACGCUCCUCCACCCCCCCUAGGAGCCCUGUAGAUCACGAUACGUGGGAUUCGGGGGAGGAGGAGGAGGGGGAGGGGAGCGGGGGAUGGGGGGGAGCGAUUGGGAGGAAAGGCAAGGCUGCGAGCUAUGGGGGAGUGACUUAUUCGGAGCGAGGGGGAGGGUCAGGGGAAGGUGGGAGAGUGAUUGGGGGAACGUUAGGUGGGGUGGUUGGGGAGAUGGCAGGAGGGGGACUAGGAGAGUCGGUGAUAAAUGCAGGAGGGGAAGGGAGAGGAGUGAGGGGAGGAGAAGGAGCAGAAGGAGCAGGAGGAGACAUGAAUGUUCCAGGGGAUAGUGUGGCUGGUGGCAGUGCGGUUGGUGGCGGUGUGAUGGAUAGCAGUGCGGUUGGUGCCGGUGCGGCUGGUGGCAGUGUGUGGCAGGGUAGGGAGUGGUUGGGAGGGGUGGAGGUGUUUGGGAGUGCCAUUGACAACAUGUGGAGCCCGCUUCCUGUGUUCAUGGGGGGCAAUGCAGGCGCACAGUCACACGGAAUUACCCCAUCCAGUGGUGUGCCGAAUAGGGUUACCAUACCGGUUACCCCGUCGAGUGUUGUUUCUGGUUACACCCCCGUCGCUCCUCUCCGCACCCCUCCUUCCUUCCUCGCUCGCCAAAACUCCGCCCCUCCUGCUACACCCAUGGGAAAGCCUGGGGGUUUUGCCACUGCUUGGGGUACUGAUGCUGGUGCUGCCGGUGCUGCCGGUGCUGCUGGUGCUGCUGGUGCUGCUGCAGCUACUGCUGGCAACACGAACGCUGCUGCUGCCGUUGCUACAGCUGCCACAGCCGCUACAGCCGGCGCUACAGCCGGCGAUACAGCCCGCUCUGCUCGCUCGUUUUUUGCCACGGAGCUGCGGUGCUCCCUGUGCGGCCACGUGGACCUCUGCCAGCUGGACGCCAGCCUGGCGCGUGACGUGGCGGAGCUGCACGCACGAAGGCAGAAGCAGAUGGAGGAAAGGCAGGGGCAGAAAAGGCAGGUGCAGCAGCAGGGGAGAGAGAAGCUAAGGGAGACGCAGCAGGUGGGGCAGAAGAAUGGGAAGCAGGAGGGGUGCUUGGUUUUGCAGGCGCUGCAGCGAGGGGUGUGGAGGAAUAGAGGACUCACUCAGGAUGUGCUACAGCAGCUGGGAGUGGGCAUGCUGCAGGUGUGCAGUGCAGCAGCAGCUGGGAGUAGGCAUGCUGUAGACGCUGCUGGGAGUGGGUAUGUUGUUUGCAGAUCCUCGCUUCCAUUCUUAAUCCUCGCUUCCAUUCUUAAGCCGCUCCCGGGAGUGGCGUGGCUGUCAAAAUACGAGCUGGUGGCAACCGUGGUUGCAGAGAGGGAGAAGAGUGAAUCGUGCUUGCUAUUACGGACCUCUUUCUUUUUCCUUCUUCCCUUCCUCUUGCCUUGCUUUCAGAUUCUCGCAUCUAUCCUCAAGCCGCUCCCGGGAGUGGCGUGGCUGUCAAAAGAUGAACUGGUGGGAAUUGUGGUUGCUGAGAGGGAGAGGAGGGAGGCGGAGGGGAAGGAGAGGGUGGAAGAAGAGGAGAGGAGCAGGAGGGAGGGGGAGGAGAGAGGCAGGAGGGAAGAGGAGGAGAGGGAGAGUUGGGAAGAGGAGAAGGAGAGGAAAGAGAAGGAGGAGAGGGAGAGGAGGGAAAAGGAGGAGAGGGAGAGGAGGGAAAAGGAGGAUAGGGAGAGGAGGAAAGCGGAGGAGAGGGAUGGGGAGGAGAGGAGGAGGUGGGAAGAGGAGGAGAGGGAGAGGAGGGAAGCGGAGGAGAGGGAGAGGAGGGAAGUGGAGGAGAGGGAGAAGGGGGAAAAGGAGGAGAGGAACAAGAGGGAAGAGGAGGAGAGGGAGGGGGAGGAGAGGAGGAGGAGGGAAGAGGAGGAGAGGAACAGGAGGGAAGAGGAGGAGAGGGAGAGGAGGGAUGUGGAGGAGAGGGAGAGGAGGGAAGAGGAGGAGAGGAACAGGAGGGAAGAGGAGGAGAGGAACAGGAGGGAAGAGGAGGAGAGGAACAGGAGGGAAGAGGAGGAGAGGAACAGGAGGGAAGAGGAGGAGAGGAACAGGAGGGAAGAGGAGGAGACCACUGCAGCUGCUUCUGCUGCUCCUGCUGCUCCUCCUCCCACUGCUCCUGCUGCUCUCCCUUCCACUCCCGUUGCUCUCCUUCCUACUGCUCCUUCUGCUGCUCCUCCUGCUGCUCCCCCUGCCACUGCUCCUCUAGCUGCUACAGUGAUGCACCCUGCUACAGUGGCACAGCCUGCUACAGUGGCACAGUCUGCUACAGUGGCACAUCCUGCUACAGUGGCGCAUCCUGCUACAGUGGCGCAUCCUGCUACAGUGGCGCAUCCUGCUACAGUGGCGCAUCCUGCUACAGUGGCGCAUCCUGCUACAGUGGCGCAUCCUGCUACAUUCCCACAUCCUGCAAUAGUCACAGCUCCUCACCCACCUGCAAUAACACCUGCUAUAGUCACAGCUCCUUACCCACCUUCACAAGCACCUGUUUUAGUCACAGCCCCACACGCAACCCCAAUAGCACCUGUUAUAGUCACACCAUCACACCUACCUGCUAUAGUCACAGCUCCACACCCACCUGUUUCUGUUCUGAGGCCCAAUCCAGCAGGCAGCAUUCACGUCAACUCCCCAUUUCACCUCUCUUCUGCUGCUGCUUCUGGCAAUGCUGCUCUUGGUGCUGGUGCUGCUGGUACUGGUGCUGUUGCUACGGCCCGACUUGCCCCCAUCAAUGUUAACCCCACCCUGCCUGCACCCGAGCAGCUGAGCUCUUUUCAGGAAGCUUUUCAGAGCGGUGCAGGUGGUGUUGAGAGUGGUGUGAAUGGUAGCACUGAAAACGGCUCUUUAGGCCAAUUAGAGGCUCGGGCACUGGCAGCACUGGAAGACGAUCUUAGCUUCAAUGCCAAGGCUGCGGUUCAGGAGCAACGGGCUGCUGCGGAGGCUCGGGCAGUCCUUGCUGAAGCUGAGGAGCAGCUUCGGCGAGCACAGGCUGCAGUGAACCAAGCCAGGGCUGCUGCCUCUGAGGCAACCCACCGGGCCGAAGCUGCUGCAGCAGAGGCUCGGGAGGAGAUGGAUCAGCUGGCGGAGGCUCGGGAGCAGGUUCGGAGGAAGGCUGAGGAGUGUCGGCACGCUUGGGACCGCCACAUCAGCAUCGUGCGCCAGCUGGCGGCUGUAUCUCCUGGCGCGUGUGGCAGGAAAUCUUAUUCCAGAAGGCGUAAGGAGGAGUUUGAAGCGGCAGCAAGGAGUUAUGAGGAGUACUUGACGCUGUGGGAGGAGCUGGAGUGCAUGGGACGAGGGAGCCUGCCGGAAACGCCACAGGCACAGUAA
Molecule: messenger RNA, 6672 nt
Organism: Closterium sp. Naga37s-1
Lineage: Eukaryota; Viridiplantae; Streptophyta; Zygnematophyceae; Desmidiales; Closteriaceae
Source: the annotation of a GenBank genome assembly